AACCCUCCUGAUCCCCAGACAGAUCAGAGCAGAGGGAAACUUGCUGACGACGAUGAAGCCUUUUCUCCGGAGCCUCCUCUUCUGCACUUUGCUGCUGCUGUGUGAUGUUUCGCAGGCCACAUAUCACCUCAGAGCUGGAGAUCCUCAUGUUAUAACGGCACAAAGUUAUGCUCAGACCAGAAACAAUGGACGACCACCUUUCAGGACCCUGAAUCCAAUAAAGACAGACUCUCAGUGCAGGAGCCGUCCUCUGGACCUGGUCUUCAUCAUCGACAGCUCUCGCAGCGUGCGCCCCGCAGAGUUUGAGAAGGUCAAAAUAUUCCUGGCUAACAUGAUCGACACCCUCGACGUGGGCCCAGAUGCCACCAGAGUGGCUGUGGUCAACUACGCCAGCACGGUGAAGAUAGAGUUCCUGCUCAAAAACCACUUCAACAAGCUUGAGUUGAAAAAAUCCAUCGCACGAAUUGACCCUUUGGCAACUGGCACCAUGACCGGCCUCGCCAUCAAGACGGCGAUGAGCGAAGCCUUCACCGAGCAGUCCGGAGCUCGGCCGCGCUCCAGAAACAUCUCCAAGGUGGGCAUCAUUGUGACAGAUGGAAGACCUCAAGACCAGGUAGAAGAAGUGUCCGCUGAAGCCCGAGCCUCGGGCGUCGAGAUCUACGCUGUGGGCGUGGACCGCGCAGACAUGAAGUCCCUGCAGCUGAUGGCCAGCGUCCCUCUGGAGGACCACGUCUUCUACGUGGAGACCUACGGCGUCAUCGAGAAGCUCACCUCCAAGUUCAGGGAAACCCUGUGCGGUCUGGACCCCUGCGCCAUGGGACACAACUGUGAGCACAUUUGUGUCAACAGCAACGCCUCUUUUUACUGCAAGUGCCGGAGUGGUUACACGUUGAACGCGGACAAGAAAACUUGCUCUCCAAAACGUGAAGAGGUGAGGGUGGAGGUGGUGGAGGAUCCCUGUAAAUGUGAGGCCCAGCUGGCUUUCCAGAGGAAGACACAGGCAGCCAUCCAGCAGCUCACAGCCAAGCAUAUCCUUCCUGUUGUUUCAGAUGGGAGACAUUUUUGUUAG
Nematolebias whitei (Rio pearlfish) is the source of this 1069-nucleotide messenger RNA. RefSeq names its product matrilin 3a (gene matn3a). NCBI's taxonomy places the organism in Eukaryota, Metazoa, Chordata, Actinopteri, Cyprinodontiformes, Rivulidae. Gene Ontology annotation, molecular function: calcium ion binding. The record is from RefSeq and is a predicted model, not a curated record. The coding region runs from base 53 to 1069 and encodes 338 amino acids. The transcript has 4 exons.